CAAAAAAAAAAUAGCAGAAUAUCUAGAUCCUCAUUACAUAAAACCUCAAAGCCAUUUAAAAAUGUACGUCAUGGCUUGGGGAAACUAGUGCGAGAAAAAUGGUACCUACUUACUUACCAUGAUUAAUCAUGCAGUUUCCCUGUACGUCAUCAGAUCCUCUAGCCAUACUGACUGGUGUAUAAAAUAAGUGGAUCAGGUACAAGCAACACCAUUCGGUAAACAGAUUCAGUCCUGAACCGAACAUUUUUUUUCUAUAAAGUUAAGUAAAUAACUGUAUCUCAUCAAAAUGGUAAGGAACAACUUGGUGAGUUUCCGAAGGCGUGAAGGUGGGGAAAAACCAACCCCUGCUGGCGAUGGUGACUCCAGCGCCAAGCCAGCAGUCGUCUCUAAGGCGUAUAACAGUGUCUUGGAGUUAGUGGGCAACACGCCCUUGGUGAAACUAAACAGGCUGCCCACAGAAAAUGGAGUCCAUUGCGAUGUUUAUGUGAAAUGCGAGUUCAUGAACCCAGGAGGUUCUAUCAAGGACAGGAUCGUACUAGCCAUGAUGAACGAUGCACGGAAGGAAGGGGUUGUGACCGAUCAGACAGAGUUUGUGGAAGCCACAUCAGGGAACACAGGCAUCGGACUUGCACUGAAUGCGACUUUAAUGGGAAAUAAGUGUACAAUUGUAACUACAGAUAAAAACUCCUCGGAAAAAGUAAACACGAUGCGUUUGUUGGGAGCUGAUGUGAUUCAGACUAAGAAUGGGGCCAUCGAGACCGCCAUCGCUCGCCGACUGAAGGAUGAAAACCCAGACACUGUCGUUAUACUUAACCAAUUCGACAACGAAAUAAAUCCGAGAUCUCAUUACGAGACCACAGGAGAAGAGAUACUGGCAGCUCUAGGGAAAGUGGACUUCUUGGUACUGGGGGCUGGCAGCGGAGGCACUUUGUCUGGUGUGGGCAGCAGGCUCAAGGAACACAACCCAGAGUGCAAAGUGGUCGCAGCCGAACCCCACGGUUCCAUCAUGAUCAACAAGGACGGAAAUCCCCAUCCAUUUUUGGUUGAAGGUAUCGGAGGAUCGGAUGCGCCAAUUGUUCUGGACACGUCACUGGUUGAUCACAUUGAGGUUGUCACAGACAAAGAAUCAUUCUUAAUGGCCAGGGAACUGUCCAAAAAGGAGGGAUUAUUGUGUGGUGGUAGUAGCGGAGCUGCUGUGUGUGCGGCAUUCAAGGCUGCGAAGUCACUGAACAUUGGCCCUGGCAAGAGCGUCGUGGUCAUCCUGCCCGAUGGCAUCAGGAAUUACAUGACCAAGUUCGUCAGCGACCAGUGGAUGGAAGCACACCGGUUCUUGGAGCCUCCUGAGCAUACAAUGAAAUGGUGGUCAAAACCCAUCAGUGAAUUGAACCUGACCCGUCAAUAUCCCAAGCUGCCGUCAAAUAGCACGUGCCAGCAGGUCCUGGAGGCUAUGAACGAGACCAACGCCAACAUCGCAGUCAUUGUGGAUGAUAACGGACAUUACGUGGGAGCUGUGUCCAAAAACAAUCUUCGGUAUAGAGCGACGAACCCCACCAAGUUACCUGGCCAGGUCUCUGAGGAGUAUGACUUCCAGGACGUGGUGACUGACCAUCUCGACAAACACGUGUUCACACUGGCAGAUAAUGUUGAGUCUGAGAACACUACCAUCGGUCUCCUGUCCCGUGUAUUGGACAUCACUCCGUACGUGAUCAUCGUGGCGAAAGAUUCCGAUAAUAGUGCAUUCUGCACCCCAACUGAUGUGGUGACUGGCGAUGACAUCAUUGACCACAUCUUCGAAUCCUACAAAAAUAAUUAAUUUAAUAUCGACUUGUAUUGUAUUUUAAUAUUCUAAAAUCAAGAUCAAAUAAAAUUUAUUUAUUAA
Molecule: messenger RNA, 1879 nt
Organism: Spodoptera frugiperda (fall armyworm)
Lineage: Eukaryota; Metazoa; Arthropoda; Insecta; Lepidoptera; Noctuidae
Product: cysteine synthase
Exons: 10
Coding region: 287-1813 (508 amino acids)
Cellular component (GO): cytoplasm
Molecular function (GO): cystathionine beta-synthase activity; cysteine synthase activity
Source: RefSeq, a predicted model, not a curated record